AUGCCGGAAGAGAAGGCCCCGGCAAACGGCGAGAGCCCAAGAUGGCGGAGGUGGAGGAAGUGACCGAAGGGUGUCGCCUCCCUGUGUUGCGCCGUAACCAAGAAAACGAGGACGAGUGGCCACUGGCUGAAAUCCUGAGUGUUAAAGACAUCAGUGGCCGAAAACUUUUCUAUGUUCACUACAUUGACUUUAACAAGCGUCUAGACGAAUGGGUGACUCACGACCGGCUGGACUUGAAGAAGAUCCAGUUCCCCAAGAAGGAGGCAAAGACCCCAACCAAGAAUGGGCUGCCGGGAUCUCGGCCCAGCUCUCCGGAACGGGACGUGAGGAAGACCUUGGAUCUGUCUCUACAACCAGCCACAACUCCAUCCAGCGGUAAAACCCUACCCAUCCCGGUGCAGAUAACCCUCCGUUUUAACCUACCUAAAGAGAGGGAGGCCGUCCCUGGCUCGCCCGACCAACCCCUCUCCUCCAGCUCCUGCGUCCAGCCAAACCAUCGCUCCACGAAGCGGAAGGUGGAGGUGGUUUCGCCCGCAACCCCCAUCCCUACUCCAACCGAGACAACGCAGGCCUCGGUUUUUCCCCAGAAUGGCUCCGCACGGCGAGCUGUGGCCGCCCAGCCUGGCCGGAAGAGGAAAUCCAACUGCCUUGGGACAGACGAGGAUUCCCAGGACAGCUCAGACGGGAUCCCGUCGGCGCCCCGCAUGACGGGCAGCCUGGUCUCGGACCGCAGCCAUGAUGACAUCGUCACUCGAAUGAAGAACAUCGAGUGCAUCGAGCUGGGGCGCCACCGCCUGAAGCCGUGGUACUUCUCCCCCUACCCGCAGGAGCUCACCGCCCUCCCCGUCGUCUACCUCUGCGAGUUCUGCCUUAAGUAUGUCAAGAGCCUCAAGUGCCUCCAGAGGCACCUGAUGAAGUGUGACUUGAGGCACCCUCCAGGCAAUGAAAUCUACCGCAAGGGGACCAUCUCCUUCUUUGAGAUCGAUGGCCGGAAGAACAAGAGCUAUUCUCAGAAUCUUUGUCUUCUGGCAAAAUGCUUCCUUGAUCACAAAACCCUCUACUACGACACAGAUCCUUUUCUCUUCUACGUCAUGACCGAAUAUGACAGCAAAGGCUUUCACAUCGUCGGCUAUUUCUCCAAGGAAAAGGAAUCCACCGAAGAUUACAAUGUGGCCUGUAUUCUGACAUUACCCCCUUAUCAGAGACGGGGCUAUGGCAAGUUGCUGAUUGAAUUCAGUUACGAGCUGUCCAAGGUGGAAGGGAAGACAGGCACGCCUGAAAAACCCCUCUCAGACCUGGGGCUGUUGUCGUACCGUAGCUACUGGUCGCAGACCAUCCUUGAGAUCCUCAUGAACCUCAAACUGGAGAACGGGGAGCGCCCGCAGAUCACCAUCAAUGAGAUCAGCGAAAUCACAAGUAUCAAGAAAGAAGAUGUAAUCUCUACACUUCAAUAUCUGAACCUCAUCAAUUACUACAAGGGCCAAUAUAUUUUGACACUCUCAGAGGACAUCGUCGAUGGACACGAACGGGCCAUGCUAAAGCGAAUCCUGCGCAUUGAUUCCAAGUGUUUACAUUUUACCCCAAAGGACUGGAGUAAAAGGGGCAAGUGGUGAACGCAAAGGCCUGGCCAUUUGACCGGCAAAGGGGUGUUCCCAGGCCUUGGCAUACAGCGGUAGCAGGAUCAGGCUGGGCGCCCCGGACUCUGAAAAGCCUGCGCGUCCUGGACGGCCUUUUAGACGCAAGACUCUCGCGAGCCUUUGUGUACAGUAGUUGAAAAGCACAGUCGGCUUGAGUUCACACUGCUUGAAUAUUUAUAUGUUCCAACAUUCCCACACGCACCCAGAGGCAUCAGGCUGAAGGCCGUGGUGUCUAAGUGGGGCUGAGUCCCAUGGUGCUCAUGUACAGGGGAAGAACAGAUUGUGGUGUCCCACUGGAGCAGCCGGACAGAACAGCUUCCCUCCAGCCGGCGGCUCUGGGUUGGAGACACAGCUGUCCGUGGCUGAGACCUGUGGGGCCAGCCUCCUGCCAUAAUGUGGGAGGACCCCUCCCAACCCCAUCUCCAGCUCAGAAGAGAUGGGGGGGUCUUUCUUUUGGUGUCUUCAUCCAGGAAAAGCCUCGAGAGCCGAGGACAAAAAUGGAUAUGCCCUUCGCAGAAACCAACCACAACUCACCUGAUGUCUCUGAUCAGAAUAAAUGAACAAAGAUUUUUUUUAAGAAAAAAAAA
Molecule: messenger RNA, 2224 nt
Organism: Python bivittatus (Burmese python)
Lineage: Eukaryota; Metazoa; Chordata; Lepidosauria; Squamata; Pythonidae
Gene: KAT5
Product: lysine acetyltransferase 5
Biological process (GO): double-strand break repair via homologous recombination; regulation of DNA-templated transcription
Cellular component (GO): NuA4 histone acetyltransferase complex
Molecular function (GO): histone H4K16 acetyltransferase activity
Source: RefSeq, a predicted model, not a curated record